GCACGCGCCUCAUCGUAGUUGUGCGCGUGCCGCGGAGCUUGAAGUAACGUGGACGUCACAUCGUUAUCGUCACAUCAGGCGCUGCCCAGCUUCAUCCCUUUGCAUCUUUCCUCCCCACACACUUUCGGUAUUAGUUUUAAACAACUCCAACUAACUUGUUUGGACCCAGCCGAUAAUUUACCGAUGUAGAGCCAGCCGUACGCCGCGCUCCCUCCCGCGAGAACCGAGGAGCGGACUUCUUCUGUCGUAGGCGGAGAAAUGCCCCGGGCGGGAUGUGCUCCAGCCGCAAAAUCCUGUGGAGCCUUCUCCUCCUGUCGGUAGUGGAGGUGGGCCUGGGCGUGGCGAGCAUUGUGCUCGGAGCCGUGGGCAUCAGCUGGGUUCGGGGGCAGCACAAGCCGCAGCAAGGCGACGCUUCCCCGGUGUGGAGCGGACUCUGUUUUCUGCUCUGCGGGAUGUGUGGUGUGUUGUGCGCUCGAAAGAGGACUGGCCUUAUUAUGAUUUUGUUCUCAGCGUGCUGCAUCUGCGGUCUGAUCGCCGGCAUCCUCAACUUCCAGUUUGUCCGUGCGCUCAGUAAACGACCAGACUCCAUGCAAUCUAUCCACCUUGCUGCCAUGACUCUGGCCUGUCUGGGGAUCUCCUCCUGCACAUUGUCCACGUGGCUCACUUGUCGUCUGGCGAGCUCUGAGCAACAAAGGAUGUUCUUGGAGAGGGAGCACUCCCUGCACCAUUCACACGAGAUGACAGAGAAGGAUGCCCUGGACAGCUCCAGUAACGGUAUCCCUCAGAUCUCCUACAACGGACACUCUGGCGCAUCACCAUGACGACAAGUUGACUCACUUGCUGUCAACAGUUAAGAAUGGCUGUACGGCAGACUGAAAUGUUUAAACUUUUGGAAUGCUGAAAGAAAAUACAGUAAGGUACAAUAUACUGCUUGUACACUGACAUAACAUGAGGUUCAUGAAUUGAACAAUAUAAGACAAAUUGUGAGUAAAAAAAUACUGUGCUACAUUCUUCUAUUUGGCCAAUUCAUCUCAAUUAAUCGGAAUAUUGCGGAAAUCCCAAUUUCAGAAAACCGAUUCAAAUGGUAAAACUCAUUACAGCAUUUGUAUUCACUACACAGAGUGAAAUGUUAAGCUAUUCUAUUUUUUAAUGACCAUCACGUGUUACAUUAUAAGCUACAUUUUUUAUAUACGUAAGUUGAAAGUGGCCGUCUGAAAAGAAAAGAAUCGAUAAUAUAAGAUUUCCAGCUGUUUAAUUGAGCUACUGGAACAAACGAAUGUUCUUUUAGCUUGUUUUUUUUAUGACUGUAUUCUGAUUUAUUCAUGUGCACUGGUAACAGAAACACCUCACAAUGACAUGCUGAUUUUAUUAUUAAAUGAAUGCCUGUCUGGCAGUGUAAACACGGCAAUAUUAUCCUAAAUGCAAGAUAUUUAUAUCUAUAUUUGAUAGCCACAGUAUUGGAUAAGCUAGUUCAGGUGUAACCAAUGAAAACAGUAUGUCAGGAAUGUAAACAAUAGGUCAAACAUAUUUUUGUAAGUGCUUCUUACACUAAUAAAUAAACCAAUAAAAGUCUUAUUACAAUGUUUG
Syngnathus acus (greater pipefish) is the source of this 1587-nucleotide messenger RNA. RefSeq names its product transmembrane protein 196. The transcript is spliced from 5 exons. The record is from RefSeq and is a predicted model, not a curated record. The coding region runs from base 273 to 821 and encodes 182 amino acids. Lineage: Eukaryota; Metazoa; Chordata; Actinopteri; Syngnathiformes; Syngnathidae.